UAUAAGAUGUGUUUGCAGACCGCCAUAAUACCAAAGAAGAAGAAGUAGCUAGCUUGGCUAACCACAUCAGCGGUGCUGUGUGUCACAUUUUCGUGAAGCCUUUGAACAGCGUUGCCAUCCAGACCUUUUUGCCAAGACUGAGCUCUAGGACCAGACAUGGCACGUGGUCAUCAGAAAGUCCAGUCUCAGCAGAAGAAUGCCAAGAAACAAGCUGAGGCCAAGAAGGCCAAGGGACAUGAUCAGAAGACGGCUGCUAAGGCAGCUUUAGUGCACACCUGCGGUGUCUGCCUGUCACAGAUGCCAGAUCCCAAAACCUUCAAGCAGCAUUUUGAGAGUAAACACCCCAAAUCACCAAUGCCCCCAGAGCUGGUCGAUGUAGACUCUGGCAUCUGAACCGGACUCCCACUGAAGACCCCAGCUAUGUUCCUUGUUUAAGGCAAACUGUCAAUGCAGAAAACAAACCCAUCUCUCUCUGAUCUACACCCUCUUACAGAAAACAAACCCAUCUCUCUCUCUGAUCCACACCCUCAUACAGAAAACAAACCCCUCUCUCUCUCUCUCUCUGAUCCACACCCUCAUACAGAAAACAAACCCCUCUCUCUCUCUCUCUCUCUGAUCCACACCCUCAUACAGAAAACAAACCCAUCUCUCUCUGAUCCACACCCUCAUACAGAAAACAAACCCCUCUCUCUCUCUGAUCCACACCCUCAUACAGAAAACAAACCCAUCUCUCUCUGAUCCACACCCUCAUACAGAAAACAAACCCCUCUCUCUCUGAUCCACACCCUCAUACAGAAAACAAACCCCUCUCUCUCUCUGAUCCACACCCUCAUACA
Messenger RNA from Salmo salar (Atlantic salmon), 836 nucleotides. RefSeq names its product zinc finger protein 706. The record is from RefSeq and is a predicted model, not a curated record. NCBI's taxonomy places the organism in Eukaryota, Metazoa, Chordata, Actinopteri, Salmoniformes, Salmonidae.